Truncatella angustata is the source of this 1764-nucleotide messenger RNA. RefSeq names its product cyclohexanone 1,2-monooxygenase-like protein. The record is from RefSeq and is a predicted model, not a curated record. Bases 1 to 1764 code for a protein of 587 amino acids. The transcript is spliced from 2 exons. Lineage: Eukaryota; Fungi; Ascomycota; Sordariomycetes; Amphisphaeriales; Sporocadaceae. Gene Ontology annotation, molecular function: N,N-dimethylaniline monooxygenase activity; NADP binding; flavin adenine dinucleotide binding.
AUGGGUUCAACUGGCACUUCAGUAGAUAACUUGAGCCGCGAUGGCAUCAUAGAGCUUGAUGUCGUUGUAGUUGGCGCUGGCUUUGGAGGAUGUUAUCAACUCAAACGCUUUCGUGAUGAGGGGUACAAAGUCAAACUUCUAGAGACGGCCUUGGGAUAUGGAGGUGUAUGGUACUGGAACGCAUAUCCCGGUGCUCGCGUUGAUACCACCACUCCUCUUUACGAGUUUGAUGAUCCAAUGCUGUGGAAAGACUGGACUUGGAAGCAGAGAUUCCCUGCCCAUACCGAGAUUCGUGCGUAUUUUGAUUACGUUGCCGAAAGGUGGGAUCUAAGGAGGGAUACGUGUUUCGACCGCUUUGUACAAUCUGCCCACUGGGAUGACGACACGUCGGAGUGGACUAUCAGGACCAGAGAGGGAGAGAUAUACAAGGCAAGAUAUUUGUCUUUGAAUACUGGAUUCGCAGCCAGGCGCUAUAUUCCUGACUGGAAAGGAUAUGAGUCUUUCAAAGGGGUCUUUAUUCACCCAUCGUAUUGGCCACACGAAGGGCUUGACCUCAAGGAUAAAAAGAUUGCAGUUAUCGGGACAGGAUCAACUGGUGUUCAAAUCGCGACGGAGCUCACUCCAAACGCCAGCCAACUCACUAUCUUUCAACGAUCGAUCAAUACCUGCAUGCCGAUGAAGCAAAUCAAUUACCAGAACGGAGAACAGGCGUACCCCCGUGAGGCUUAUCCGGAAGUUUUCAGUGGGCGCUUAAAGAAUUUCCCUGGUUUUGACUUCAGCUUUUUGGGCCGGAAGACCUUCGACGACGACGUCGAAACCCGUCGUGUGACAUACGAGAUGCUCUGGUCCGAUGGAAGCCUAAAAUUCUGGCUGGCCACAUAUAUUGACAUGCUCUUUGACCCCGACGCCAACCGCGAGGCAUAUAAUUUCUGGCGUGACAAAACUCGUGCCAAGAUUAACGACGCCCGAAUUCGUGAUAUACUGGCUCCCAUAGAACAGCCUUACGCUUUCGGGUGUAAGAGGAUAUCUCUGGAGCAAGGCUUUUUUGAGAUAUUCAACGAGCCUCACGUUCGCCUUGUUGAUAUCAAUAAUGAUCCUAUUGAGGAGAUUACAAAGAAUGGUAUCAAGACUUCUGAGAAAGAGCACGAGUUUGAUGUUAUUAUCUGUGCUACUGGCUACGAUGCAGUGACAGGAGGUCUCCGCCAGAUCGACAUCCAAGGCUCAAGUGGAGAAACGCUCAGUGAUCACUGGAAGGAUGGCGCUUACACUUACCUCGGUAUGACCGUGUCUGGCUUUCCCAACAUGUUCAUGACGUACGCCCCACAAGGACCUACGGCUUUUUGCAAUGGGCCAACAUGUGCACAGCUACAGGGAGACUGGAUCGUCAACGCUGUUGGUUAUAUGAGACAGGAAGGGCAUAAGAAAAUGACUGCAGGGAGAGAAGCAGAGGAAGAAUGGCGCGAGACGAUUAUGAAAAUUGCCUACGCCACACUCUUACCAGGUGCCAAGUCUUGGUAUGUGAAUCCCAAAGCGCUCAUCACCUUGACCGACUAUCUCCGUGUUGUAUCAGGAGGCAACUUGAAACUUUCUUUGUUCAUUCCAGAGAGAGUAAUGCUAACCUCUGAUUCGCCACAUAGGUAUAUGGGUGACAAUAUACCCGGCAAGCCGAGAGAGCCUUUAAUCUACCUCGGAGGUGUUCCAAAAUACUAUAAGGCUCUGAGCGAUGUUGCAGCCAAUAACUACACUGGGUUCCAUUUUGAGUGA